UAGGAAGACUCUGGGAACAAUUUUACAGUCGUACGGGAAUGUUUAUAUGCGUUUGUAUUGGUAUGGUUAGGCAAGUGUUUGUAUUAUUAAUCGACAAAACAUAUUAACGUUUAAUUUCGGUGAAAUAUGAUCGGAUUCACGAAUACACCGAUUUAGCUAUUUAUCUAUGAGCUAUCUGGUUGAAUGAGCUAUCCAGUCACUAUGCUAUCUAGCUAGCUAUAGCGCUAAACAAUUCUCAUUGAACACAAGAUGGCGUCCCGCAAGCAGAAGAAGGUCUGGCGCUAUGUAGAAGAAGGAAGCCUCCUGAAGCUGAAGUCUUAUCUGCGAAAACACAGAAAAGAUGUGGAUGUGAAUUUUACUCUGGGGAAAAGGAGGAGAGGUGUGUUACAUCUGGUCUGCUCGCACGGAGACGACGCGCUGCUCAGGCUGCUGUUGAAGCACGGAGCUGAUCCGCUGCAGAGGGACCGGAACGGGGACACACCGCUGCACCUGGCCGCCAGGAGAGCCCUGAAGUAUGGCAAGACAGACUAUGAUGAUCUGGUAGUUCCUUUGCGUAAACACUGUCCUGCUGCACUGAGCACACCCAACAACACUGGAGUCACUCCUCAAGAGCUGCUCCAAAGACUGAGCUUUAAACAGAACUGGAAUCCUGGAGCACAUGUUCUUCAGCGGUCUGAUCCUGAGCAGGAGUGGAGGGAGAAGCUGCUGGGAGAAUGCCAAGACGAGUUUUUCGAAACAUUCGGGCAGUAUGAUGACGAUUUCCUGAGAGAUGAUGAAGAUGAAGGAGACUUCGCUGACUGGGCUGAGCGAAUCAGGAAGGAGUAUGAAGCCAAGCAACAUGCCAGAGCAAGGACAGACAGGAAGCGAAGACGAAAAAAAGAGGAGGAGGAGGAAGAGAGGCAGCGUAAAGAGCUGCACGCCCGACUGGAGAAGGAGCACAAGGAAUACCUAGAACGUGCCUCACGUAAAAAAGACGAGACCCAGCGGGGGAAGAAGAGGCGCUACGAGGAGCGCUGCGACGCUGUCUUCCUCAGCUCUUCCUCCGGCGCUUCCCUGGGAUACGACGACAUUCCCUGGCCUGCUCCGCGUGGCUCAGUCGACCAGAUGUUAGCCGUCAUCCUGCACGGCAUUGACCGAUCCGACACGGACACUUUCCGGAAGUUUCUACGCCGUCAGCAGGCUCUCUGGCACCCAGAUAAGUUCUCCCAGCGCUGCGGCGGCCGGCUCCAGGACAGAGACAGGCAGAGGAUAACGGAUACAGUCACGGCUCUGUCUCAGGAGCUGAACAAACUGGCUCAGAGUCUCCGCUGAUGCUGGACUUUGUGGCUCUGGAAUAAAUAGAUUAUUUUAUAGAUUCAGUGCGGAAUUUGAAUCUGGUUGAUUGGCUGCAGGCAGUCAAAGAAAUAUUUAAUAAACAUUAAUAUACUUUCAA
Molecule: messenger RNA, 1432 nt
Organism: Hemibagrus wyckioides
Lineage: Eukaryota; Metazoa; Chordata; Actinopteri; Siluriformes; Bagridae
Gene: nfkbil1
Product: nuclear factor of kappa light polypeptide gene enhancer in B-cells inhibitor-like 1
Exons: 4
Coding region: 250-1311 (353 amino acids)
Biological process (GO): canonical NF-kappaB signal transduction
Molecular function (GO): protein binding
Source: RefSeq, a predicted model, not a curated record